This is a messenger RNA of Scheffersomyces amazonensis, 1393 nucleotides long. RefSeq lists its product as uncharacterized. Bases 36 to 1358 code for a protein of 440 amino acids. Lineage: Eukaryota; Fungi; Ascomycota; Pichiomycetes; Serinales; Debaryomycetaceae. The record is from RefSeq and is a predicted model, not a curated record. The transcript has a single exon.
AGUUAAGUAGUAGAAAUAAUAAUAAUUCAUUGAAAAUGGACGUAGCCAGCUCGGAUAGAACACCCUUGCUAAGCACUAGGAUUCCAGAGAAUCCAAUUGUUUUAAGUACAGAAAAUGGUAAGAGUAGUGAUGGUGUUCUACCGUCUAAUUCAAAUAAUAAAACUCAACAUAUUCCUCAAGCUAAUAAGAUUGGAUCUAAAAUAUCUCAAUCAUCUAAAAUUGGUUUACAAAGAACUAGUAGAACAUCUCAGAAACUUAAAUUAUUACCUGAAGAUCCUCCAGAUUUAGAUAAUAAACCAAUAGCAUCAACUGAUGAUGAUGAUGAUGAUUCUCAAAUGACAAGAGUAUACUCUCAAGUCAAGAAAAUUACAGAUACUUCAGCUAGAAAAGAUGCUGAAAUAUUGGGUAAACUGCAUAGAGAUCUCUUACCAAGAGUAACAGCAUAUUGUACUUGUGGUUCUUAUAAAAUGAAAGAUUUAUUAAGAUGGUUAAAAGAUCGUAAAAGAAUUCAUAAUACAAGUCCUAAAUUAUUUGAUGAAUGUCUUUAUACUCCAUUUGUUUAUAAAGAUUGGAGAAAUGAUUCAGAUAAUGGAAAUAAUGGUAAUGUAGAUGAUAAUGAUAGUCAUAAAUUAAUUAGAUUAGCUGAUGAAGGUGGAGAAAUCGAUAUUGGUAGAAAAAAUGAUAUUUUUAUCUUUGAAUAUGGUGUAAUUAUUCUUUGGGGUUAUACAGCCAAAGAAGAAGCUCAUUUCUUAGAAGAUUUAGCUCGAUUUGAAAGUGAAAAAUUAUCAGCUGAAGAUAUUCAAAUUGAACAAUUUAAUUAUUAUAUAACGAAGUCAUAUCAACCUAGAAUUUAUAAUGAUUUUAUUACUUUAAGAGAUGAUAAUAAUUAUAUGUUAAAAUUAUCAAUUUCUCAUGCAUUAGCUCAAUCUGUUAAAAUAUCUUUAUUUGAAGAAUUAGUCGAUAAUACUAUUGAAGAUACUCAGGAUAUUCCACAACAAAUUGCUCAUACGGGUAAAGUGGAAAUGACUAGAGACGAAAUAAUGAAAUCAAUUGGUGAAUUGUUUAUUUUAAGAAUCAAUAUUAACUUGCAUGGAUCUGUAUUAGAUUCCCCAGAAUUAAUGUGGGCAGAACCUCAUCUAGAACCUAUAUAUCAAGCAACUAGAGGAUAUUUGGAAAUUAAUCAAAGAGUCGAAUUGUUGAAUCAAAGAUUAGAAGUCAUUUCUGAUUUAUUACAAAUGUUGAAAGAGCAAUUGGGUCAUUCUCAUGAAGAAAAUUUGGAAUUUAUAGUGGUAGUCCUUGUAGGUGUUGAAGUUUUAGUAAGUGUAAUCAACAUCAUUAUAGAUAUAUUGACUUACUAAAUUAUAUAAUUCUUUAAUUAAUGAUUGCAUGAAUA